Abrus precatorius (Indian licorice) is the source of this 2522-nucleotide messenger RNA. RefSeq names its product transcription elongation factor TFIIS. Gene Ontology annotation, biological process: transcription elongation by RNA polymerase II; DNA-templated transcription. The record is from RefSeq and is a predicted model, not a curated record. The transcript has 3 exons. Lineage: Eukaryota; Viridiplantae; Streptophyta; Magnoliopsida; Fabales; Fabaceae. Gene Ontology annotation, molecular function: nucleic acid binding; zinc ion binding. The coding region runs from base 91 to 1182 and encodes 363 amino acids. Gene Ontology annotation, cellular component: nucleus.
CGUUGAGACUUCUUCUCUUCCCUUCACUGAGAACACAACCGCAGCCGCAGGAGACAACCGGCACCAUUCUGGAAGGAGUGGUUGGGUUCGAUGGAGAAGGAGUUGGUGGAAUUGUACGACGCGGCCAAGAAGGCCGCGGAUUCGUGCAGCUCCGGCGACGGCGAACACGAUGAGAGCCGAUGCAUCGAUGCGCUCGAGCAGCUUAGGAAAUUUCCCGUCAAUUAUAAGAUUCUCGUUAACACACAGGUGGGCAAACAUCUUAAAGUUCUCACUAAACACCCAAGGCAGAAAAUUCGGGCCUUUGCUACUGACCUAAUUGAGAUAUGGAAAGGCAUAAUUAUCAAGGAAACAAGCAAAAAUAAGAAUGGGGGCUGUGAUAAUAAGGUUGAGUCAGCAAAUGGGGAGAGAGCUAAAGCUGGGAAAAUGCAGAAGAGUCCUUCAGUGAAGGUUGAGAAAAGUGAAACUGUCAAGGUUGAGAAAAUUGAUAGGAAUGGUACAUCAAAGUCAACCUUAGACAAUAUAAAGAAGGUACAAAAUGUUGAUGUCAAGACUGAGAAAACUGAUCGUGCUGCAAGCAUCAAGGUGGAAAAGCCGGUUUCUGGAGCUAAGAAAAUAUCAUCCAGUUCUGCCAUUCCCCCAAAGCUAAAAACUAUGAUUAAAUCUAAUGAUUCAGUGCGAGACAAAAUAAGGGAACUUCUCCAAGAGGCUUUAGCCAAGGUCUCUGGAGAGGCUGAUGAAGAUAUGUUGGAAGAGGUUAAUGCAUGUGACCCUAUUCGUGUUGCUGUGACAGUAGAGUCUGUAUUAUUUGAAAAGUGGGGUCCUUCAAAUGGGGCCCAGAAGGUUAAGUAUAGAUCCUUAAUGUUUAACCUUAAGGAUCAAAAUAACCCAGAUUUCCGGAGAAAAGUUCUACUUGGUGUUGUUGAACCAGAGCGGUUGGUCAACAUGAGCACAGCAGAAAUGGCUAGUGAGCAGAGGAAGCAGGAGAAUGAGAAAAUUAAAGAGAAAGCUUUGUUUGAAUGUGAGCGUGGAACCCAACCAAAAGCAACAACCGAUCAAUUUAAGUGUGGCCGAUGUGGGCAAAGAAAGUGCACCUAUUACCAAAUGCAGACUCGCAGUGCCGAUGAACCUAUGACAACUUAUGUCACUUGUGUUGUCUGCAAUAACCGUUGGAAGUUCUGUUAGUGCGGUGGUGACUUCUGAGUCUUACAAGAGCUGUUAUUUGUUACUGAUUUAGGGUAUGAAGGAGCGAGUGUCGUUAUUGUUCCUUAUUGCAGUCGGGCCAAAAUUUUUAAUCAGACUGUUACAUGUAGAAAUUUUUUAGGCAGAGAAGUGUACUUUUUAUUCUUUUUCAGUUUUUUAGUUUUCGCUUUACUGUAGUUUGCUGUAACUUUAUAAUUUCAUCUCUUAUAAAAUUGCACCAAUGUUUUUCUCAGGUUUAUGUCACUACAAUUCACUACAAUUCUUUACCUAUGUAUCCAAUCUAUCCGAUUAUUUUUCCAAAAUGGUCAGGUAGAGCUAGGUUUUAGUCAGAAACAGAACAUCGUUCUAUGGUACUGGCCCUAGUUUUCUUGGUGCAAACCCAGUCAUCCAGUCAUGACAUAUACACUCUACCUGUAGUCCUGUACAUGAUUCUCAUUGGUUAAUUUUGUAGCCCUGCAGCACUCGGCGCUGCAACCUUUUUUGGAGGUAACUAGGUAAGACUGCAAGAUGUUCUCACAUAAUUUCCAUUUGGGUGUCAGCUUAGCUUUAGUUGCAAGGUGUUGCUGUUGAGUAUCGAAUUCUUGCAAUUCAUGAUAGUUCAGAAUAUAUUCUUAAUUGUUUAUAUGAUAUAUUUACUGGAGGCAGAUACAAUAUCCAGCCCCCUUGAGAAGAAAGGGCUAACGUGAAGGUCAAAGACAAGAAUAUAGAUUGUAUUGUAUUUAAAUCGUGCAUAACAGAUUUUCCAUUAUCCCUUUAGCAUAACUUAUCUUUUUAUACAAAAGACAAUACUAUAUGAGUUUAAUAGUAUUUACAUUUGAAUCAAUCAUUAUCAUUCAGCAGUAAAAUAACGCCUUAAAAAAAUUAGUAAUUUAAAUAUGUAAAUAAAUAGAAAACUAUUAGAGAUAGAGCAGAGAAUGCUCAGGUUAAUCAAUCGCUAUUCGAAAGAUGAUUCAAUGAUUUUUCCACCUAGAUAGCUCCCGUUACAGCUGAGUUAAGUGAGUCUUACACUGAUUCCCUUGUAUUUUUCUUGCUAGUUAAACAAAGGUUAACACAGCAAAAACUGCUACGCUACUUUGUUUAUGUUGAUUCCUUACUUCGUAGACUUGACUUACCUCAAGCUCACCCCUCAUGAGAACACCAAGUUUGAAGAGGCAUGAACCAUGGGAUAUAGCAGUACAGGAAUCAUGACAGCACAACCCUAGACCAAUACCAACGGUACUAAACUAACAGAAACAUCAAACCUCAAAAUCUGGCCCUUGUUAUGACUCAAGCUGACAUGUCUAACUACAAUAAUAACAAGGACGCCGAUGCAUUGCCUUCCC